This is a messenger RNA of Lotus japonicus, 3268 nucleotides long. Its product is annotated as phosphatidylinositol 4-phosphate 5-kinase 2-like. Gene Ontology annotation, molecular function: ATP binding; 1-phosphatidylinositol-4-phosphate 5-kinase activity. The record is from RefSeq and is a predicted model, not a curated record. Gene Ontology annotation, biological process: phosphatidylinositol metabolic process. The transcript has 8 exons. Bases 125 to 2218 code for a protein of 697 amino acids. Lineage: Eukaryota; Viridiplantae; Streptophyta; Magnoliopsida; Fabales; Fabaceae.
GCUGCAUUUGUUUGGUCAAGAAAUUUAAGUUACGAAGAAAGUGUCUGUGUACCUCUUCGUGUUACUACUCUCAUAAAUGUCACCGCCGAUGCGGUGAACAUUCUCCUCCCAAAUCCGCACAAAAAUGCAGGAAACGCUGCUCACUCCGUCGGAGCAGCAGCAGCACCACAGUAAUGCAGGGAACAAAGAAGCCGGAGAAGAAGAGAAGAACAGGGAAAUCGUACUGGUGCCAUUACCGCCGUGCCGUCGACCACCGCGGACACGGCGCGUGUCGCCGGUGGAGAAGGAGCUCGGGAACGGCGACGUGUACAGCGGGAGCCUCUGCGGGAACGUGCCGCACGGGAGGGGGAAGUACGUGUGGUCAGACGGGUGCAUGUACGAAGGCGAAUGGAAGGGCGGAAAGCCGUGGGGGAAAGGGAGGUUGUCAUGGCCGUCGGGCGCCACCUACGAGGGGGAGUUCGUCUCCGGUCAGAUUUCGGGUCAAGGCACAUUCGUCGGGUCGGAGGGGGAGACCUACCGCGGGUCGUGGGUUUCAGACAGGAAGCACGGGUUGGGGGAGAAGCGGUACGGUAACGGCGAUGUCUACGAAGGGUGGUGGCGGUGCAACCUGCAGGAGGGUGAGGGGAGGUACGUGUGGAAGAAUGGAAGCGAGUAUGUGGGGGAGUGGAAGGGUGGAGCUAUGACGGGGAAUGGUGUUCUGGUGUGGCGGAACGGGGACCGUUACGACGGGUUUUGGGAGAAUGGGGUUCCGAAGGGGAAUGAAGAGGAAGAGAGGGGUGUGAUUGUGAAGAAGAGGGUGUCAGUGGAUGGUUCCAAGAGUGUGGAUUUUCCCAGGAUUUGCAUUUGGGAGCUUGAUGGUGAAGCUGGAGAUAUCACUUGUGACAUUGUGGAAGCGCCUAUGUUUCACAGGGAAGUUGGUAGUGGUAGUGAAUCAGAGAAUGGGGGUGGUUUUGAACAGUUUCAGAGAAGCCCUGUUUGUUCUAUUGAUGGAGGAGAUGUUAAGAAACCUGGUCUUACUAUUUCCAAGGGGCAUAAGAACUAUGAUUUGAUGCUUAAUCUUCAAUUGGGAAUUAGAUAUUCUGUCGGGAAACAGGCUUUGGUGCUGCGAGAGCUUAAGCCAGGGGAUUUCGAUCCGAAGGAGAAGUUUUGGACGAGGUUCCCUUCAGAAGGGUCUAAGGUUACACCGCCGCAUCAGUCAGUGGACUUCAGGUGGAAAGACUACUGUCCUGUGGUGUUCAGACAUCUAAGGGAAUUAUUUGCCAUAGAUCCUGCGGAUUACAUGCUGGCUAUUUGCGGCAAUGACGCGCUUAGAGAAAUGUCUUCUCCUGGCAAAAGCGGAAGCUUCUUUUACCUCACUCAGGAUGAUCGGUUUAUUAUCAAGACCUUGAAGAAGUCUGAAGUCAAGGUGCUCAUUAGGAUGCUUCCAAGUUACUAUCAGCAUGUUUCUCAGUACAAGAACUCUCUUGUUACAAAAUUCCUAGGCGUUCAUUGUGUCAAACCUAUUGGAGGUCAGAAGACACGGUUUAUUGUGAUGGGCAAUGUAUUUUGUUCGGAGUAUCGGAUUCAUAAGCGGUUUGAUCUUAAAGGUUCUUCUCAUGGUCGGACAGCCGAUAAACCACAGGAGGAGAUUGAUGAGACUACCACUCUUAAAGACCUUGAUCUUAGUUUUCUCUUUUGCUUGGAACAGUCUUGGUUUCAAGUGCUUAAAUGGCAACUUGACAGAGACUGUGAAUUCCUGGAAGCAGAGGGGAUAAUGGAUUACAGUUUUCUGAUUGGCCUUCAUUUUCGUGAUGAUUACUCAGGUGAUGAAUUAAAAAGUUCACGGAAUGAGUUGUGCUCAGAUUUUUCAGCCAAGAGAGAUAUGAAAAAUGACGACAUGCAGGAUAUGAGAUGGAUGCCUAUAGGCCGGGGACCUUCAAUCCGGCUAGGAAUAAACAUGCCUGCCAGAGCCGUGAGAGUGUGUAAAACUAGACUGGAUCAGCACACAAUUACUGGAAGUAGCAAUUCUACCCCUUCAGAGAGUAGUGGUGAGAUUUCUGAUGUAAUCCUCUAUUUUGGUAUCAUUGAUAUUCUCCAAGAUUAUGAUAUUAGUAAAAGGCUAGAGCAUGCAUACAAGUCACUGCAACUGGAUCCCGCAUCCAUCUCAGCCGUUGAUCCCAAGCUAUACUCCAAAAGGUUUAGGGAUUUCAUACGGAGAAUCUUUGUAGAGGACAAAUGAAAUGCUCGGAGAGGUACUAUUGGAAUCUUACCGGGACCAACUGGGGCAUGGCAACACCUAAAUUAUCAAGGUAUAUGAGCUAAUGCUGCAAAGUGCAAACAUUGGUGAUAUAAAGCUUAGACAAAGAUAUUGGUGUUAGAAUCAAAUCUAAGUUUGGAGGGGAGGCCUUGUUAGUUGAUGGCUGAAUGCAUGUUUGCAAAUUCUUCUACAAUUGAUAUUUUAGCCUGAAUCAAUCAAUUCUGUGGAGAGAAGCUUCUGUAAGCCUGAGUUUCAGAACUGAUUCCGAGGUAAAUGAAGUUGAUCCAAACAUGCACAUUCCAAAUGGAAUGGUUGAAAUAGGUGGGGGUUGGGGGAGACUGGUAGAUUGACAAAGCACCAAUUUUUUUAUUAAUUUUGGGGAGAGAUUGUAACAUUAUAGUUAGUUGUAAAUGUAAUGCAUCAUGGGGCAUGUGAUGAUGAGAUACUCUUUCCUUAUUGCUUUUUUUGUGGUAGUGGAGAAGGGUAUAUGUAUAUAGGGAAUAGAAAAAUGAAUAUGCAUGUGGAGGUAUUCAGAUUUGACUGGGGUGUGGGUGAAAUAACUGUGUUGGGAGGAGACAGUCAAAGAUGGAUUAUUGAAAUUGAAUGAGCAUAGAUAUUUGGUUUGCCUGUGGAUCAAGAAAGAAAAGUUCCCAUGGAGGACCCUCUUCUUCUGUUCUGUCUCUUUCUAUGCGGGGCUGCAUUCAAAUGGGGCUUUUCACUUUUGCAGUGAGUAAAGCAUGAAAAGAAGAGAAAAGUGCAGGCAAAGAAAGAGUUGGGUGUUUCCUCGGUUCAUGUUGUUUCUUUGUCACUCCAUAAGACCAUAAACGAAGUUUGAAAAAGCAGAAUGACAAUAAUACAAGGGUAUGUCCUUUUUGCUUCUUCUGAACAAUACCAAGAAACAAAUCAAGGUGGCAAACGCAGUGAAUUUGGGCACAUAACGUGGCCCACUUUGGUACGUGAGAGUGAUGGCUAUUAUUCCUUUCCUGCAUGUUGUGCUGUCAUAUAUUCAUGUUUUAACCCGAUUGUUUCUCA